UCAGCCCACAGCAACUUCUGCUCCCUCCUUCUCAGCCUUUUUCUAUAGGACCUGAAGGAAGGGCAGGUAGAGCUUCUGGACAAGGGCUUGGAAUGGGUAUCUGGAAUUGUAAAUUCUCCAAGGUCAAGUAUGCCCGAGUUUUGCUCCUGGGACUGGAUUUCUCAGGGAAGUCAACAAUCCUUUACAAACUAAAGCAGGCCAAGGACUUCAUGACCCUCCCAACCAUUGGCUUCAACGUGGAGAUGAUAGAGAUGGAGGAAAACAUCCAUCUUACAGUCUGGGAUGUCGGAGGGCAGUUCCACAUGAGGAGCUUUUGGGGCCAUUACUGUGAGAACACGGAUGUGCUGGUGUAUGUGGUGGACAGCACCGACCAGAGGCACCUGGAGGACUCCCGAAGAGAAUUCAAGCUUCUCCUGAAGAAUGAGCACAUGAGGCGUGUUCCAGUCCUGUUGCUGGCCAACAAGCAAGAUCUGCCCGGCGCCUUCGCGGCCGAGGAUGUCACCAGGAAAUUCAAGAUGAAGAAAAUCUGUGGUGACCGGGACUGGUACGUGCAGCCUUGCUGUGCCAUUUCAGGGGAUGGCCUGGCUGAAGGCUUCUGCAAAGUGACAGAGUUCAUCAAAAGCUACAGGAAAUCCGCAGAAGCUACCUUGGCCUUCUUCAGGCAAAAUCAAAACUACAUAGGGAUCUCCAGGUAUGGAGCGUUACCUAACCUGCCAAACCAGCUGGCGUUUUCUUUACUUCUCCUGUAUUUCUUUUUAAAAAAAUAUUCUGUAUUACAAGGGAUGGCUUGCUGGGGAAGAGAGGGGAAGGGAUAUAUUUAUAAAUAAGUCAUUUAAAAACCAAAAAUUUUUUAAAGUAUUGUGCAAAGAUAGGAUAUCAAAGCUGGUUGAAGAAUUGUACUUUGUGAGCCAGGAAUUUAAACUGAACGACACUAAAACCACUUACUUUUUAAAAAAAUAUAUAUUAAAUUAUGUUUAGUUUUCAACAUUCA
Phascolarctos cinereus (koala) is the source of this 991-nucleotide messenger RNA. RefSeq names its product ARF like GTPase 14 (gene ARL14). Lineage: Eukaryota; Metazoa; Chordata; Mammalia; Diprotodontia; Phascolarctidae. Gene Ontology annotation, molecular function: GTP binding; GTPase activity. The record is from RefSeq and is a predicted model, not a curated record.